CAUUUUGCGAAUAAGAAUGGCGUCUGUAUACAGUGUUAGUGCAUUGUUGUCAAUUUUAGUUUCAAUAUUUAGUUUUUAACGCAAUCUUCCAAGUUUUUGAAGUAAUAAUUGAGAAUUUGUGAAUGUUUUUUUCGGAAUUUUUCAUAAAUCAUAUUUGGAGAAAGGAGGAACUAUUUUAUCAAAGGCUAUAAACUUCCUAUUUUCUGGGAAAAUUAUGACCUUGAAACGUCGUGUCAACAUAAUAUAAGUUUCAGUAGCGGCUCGUUUAAAUUUUUUGGCAUCGACGAAAACAUCUUCACAUAAUAUUUAAACAAUGGAAAAUAAAGAUAAUCGUGAAACGUUGGAAAACAUCGUAAUUGGAGAUGGAACCAGUCAACAGUUUAUGAUUCAAAGAGUCCCCGAAAAUGCUCAACUUCUAAGUACUGAACUUUUGCAGCAACAACAUGGUUUAGUUGUAGAUUUGGGAACAAAUGAUUUUAUUCCAGUGAGCUAUUCAUCCGAAGAUUUACUUUCGCAAGAUCUAACUGAAGAAGACAGAAAUUUGGCUGCUGCUUUAGUAGCUGUCCAACUCAGUCAACAGCAAAAGCAACAACAAUUACAAGAUACCACUUUACCAUCUCUAGUUGCUACAUCUAACUUAGGUAUAGGAACAAAAAUUCUAGAAGAACCACAACUGAUUAUCAGUAACGAAAAAGGAGGAGGAACUAGUUUUUUGAGAAUUGUAAAUACAGAUAAUAUUUAUGUGGAGCAACAGCCUCUUCCAAAAUUGGUUGAUACUGUUAGAUUUACAACUGUAAAUAGUGUUGGUCAAUCAUUCAAUGACGAUGUGGAAAUUGAAAAAUGUACAACAAAAAAAGAAGAGGAAAAAGUAGAUUCAGACAGAGAAUCUUUGAAAAAUGAACCCCGUACCUCGAAAAAAAGCUUGCCUCACAAAAAGCGGAUCUCAAGAAAACUUAAAAAAAAUUCAGUGACGUCUGUCAAAAAAAUAAUAUGCAAUUUAUGUGAACAAUCUUUUAGCUCUAAUGAUGAAUUUGCACAACACGAAAUGUUGUGCCAAACAACAAUUACCCCUGUAAAUCCUGCCAAUGCAUUCAAUUGUCAAAUCUGCAAUGAACCUUUUACUGAGCAACUAAAGUUUUUCGAACACUUGAAAAAACAUUAUGAGCCUGGUGGAGGAGGUUUACCGACCAGUCCACUAAAAACUACAUCAGUUGACAAGAAACCGUCACCUGAAAAACUUUGUGAACCAAAUGAAAGUGAACGUCAAGAAAGUUUGUUAUCCAGUCUACUUAAUUUAACAUGCAUUGAAUGUAACAAAACCUUCAGGAGACAAAAGACAUUUGAAGCUCAUAUGAGGGACAUACACACAAGCAAAAAUGAGCCUUUGGAUGAGUUUAGUGAGCCUGAAGAUCUCAUGGAAGGUAUAACUAUGGUAGUAGACACUAAUGAGCCUGAACCUGAUGAAGAUGAUUCAAAGGCAUGGUAUAGGGAAGAAGAGAUUCAUCAGACUGAAGAAGAUUUGAAAGAACUCGAAUGUGGUAGUGAACAUAUAUGUCAUUUAUGUAAUCAACCAUUUCCUCUUAGAGCUAUCCUACUUCAACAUUUAGUCACCUGCAGAUCUACUUCAGGCAAUACAGAAUCGGCGCCACUUGCUGUCGUUAAAAAAAUUAAUAAAAAAAAUAAGAAAAAGGCGACUCACGAAUGUAACGAAUGCGAUCGAGUUUUCACACAUAAAAAUUCAUUGGUAUACCACAUGAGAAGCCAUUCAGGUAUACGACCUCACCAAUGUGAUCAAUGCGGCAAGAGCUUUUUCGCUUCCAGUGCACUUAAGGUUCACCUUAGGCUUCAUUCAGGAGACAAACCGUACAGUUGCGAACAUUGUGGAAAACGAUUUAGACAAUGGGGCGAUCUUAAGUAUCACAUAACAUCAUUACACUCCACUGAGAAGAAUUUCCAAUGUGAAUAUUGUGGCAAAGAAUUUGCGAGAAAGUAUUCGUUAGUUGUACACAGAAGAAUCCAUACAGGCGAAAGAAACUACAAGUGUGAAUUUUGUGGCAAGUCAUUCCGAGCUUCUUCAUAUCUGCAAAACCAUCGAAAAAUACAUACUGGCGAAAAACCUCACAUGUGCGGAGUAUGUGGAAAACCGUUCCGAGUAAGGUCGGAUAUGAAACGUCACCAGAAAACUCACUCUAAGGGACCAACGACGGCCUCCAAAAAUUUGCGACCACUUUCGAAAAUCGAAAAAGUAGAAAUUAUCGAAGAAGAAGAGUUGAGUAGUGAAUUACAUAUUGAAGAUGAAGAGGCUGCAGGGCAGUUACUUACUGAAUAUACUCAAGAAGAAUUAGAGGAUGGAAGGACAGUAAGGGUGCCAAAUAGAAAUCUAUAUAUCAAUGGACAUGAACUUUUCCUAGUGACAUACCCGAAUGAAAUCCGAGCGGGCGAACCACAAACUUCUACUGCCGCCUGGGUUCAUGCGCCGAAUGCUUAAUUAAAUUAAUUUCGGUGUCAUUAGUUUUAUGUAUUUUUUAUUUAGAAUAUAUGGAUACAUAGAG
This is a messenger RNA of Diorhabda carinulata, 2552 nucleotides long. Its product is annotated as zinc finger protein 568-like. Gene Ontology annotation, cellular component: nucleus. The transcript is spliced from 9 exons. The record is from RefSeq and is a predicted model, not a curated record. Gene Ontology annotation, biological process: regulation of transcription by RNA polymerase II. NCBI's taxonomy places the organism in Eukaryota, Metazoa, Arthropoda, Insecta, Coleoptera, Chrysomelidae. Gene Ontology annotation, molecular function: DNA-binding transcription factor activity, RNA polymerase II-specific; RNA polymerase II transcription regulatory region sequence-specific DNA binding. The coding region runs from base 314 to 2488 and encodes 724 amino acids.